AUGUCUUCUCCGUUGCCUCGAGCGCCGCGCACUGCGAACCCCACUCAUCCAGAGUAUCUGGCGCAUCGCGUGUGGGCGCCACUCUCGCUUCCACAUGGAAUCAACGAGCAGGCUGAACAUGACCGCCUGCAACAUAUCCACAACAUAUUCUUUGAGGCCUUUGAGAAUGGCCAACUCAGGCUGCCAGGAUCAGUUUUUCCAUCUUACAGCAAUCUAGGCUCUGAUGUGGCUAAUGACUUGACCAUGUUGGAGGCUAGUGUCCGCUGGCAGGAAAAAAAACGUACGCCUAUCGACUUCAUCGCAGAAAGCAGCCAGGUUAAGACUUGGGCUGAUGGUGCAGCCGCCACAAUCCAUCUCUUGGCGAUGCAGGGUGACACAAAAUGGCUAUACCGAGAGGCCUACUUGGCCCUCAAGCCUGGGGGCUGGUUGAUGCAUCUCCAGCACCAUCACCAGUCCCAAGCCUACAUGAUGCAAAUGCCAGUCUCGCCGUCACACACGCAGCCGCCAAUAGAUCCGGUCAAGGCUGCGCUUCAGAACGAAGGUUUUACCAGCCUCGGCCUGAGUGUUGGACAUGUAUUGGAUCCAGGGAGCGCUAGUACCAACGUCCCUGCUGCUAGGACCUGCGAAGUAUCGAUAGGUAGCUUCUUGGGAAUUCCUGCUAGAGGUAGUCUUGGUGCCAUUGUCGACGGCGUCAACACGCUGGCUGUAUUCUUCCGAUGA
Molecule: messenger RNA, 720 nt
Organism: Colletotrichum navitas
Lineage: Eukaryota; Fungi; Ascomycota; Sordariomycetes; Glomerellales; Glomerellaceae
Exons: 6
Coding region: 1-720 (239 amino acids)
Source: RefSeq, a predicted model, not a curated record